AUGGCCAAUAAACCUCAAGAAAGGAAGUGCCCUAAUAAGUCUGAUUUCUUUGUAAAGACUUCAGAGAAAAGACAUCAGAAGAGACAGAAAACUGAGCAAUUAUGCCUUGGGUCAGCUGAAGAGAAUGACAAAGCUUCUUUCGUCCCUGAGUUAGAUGCUAAUAUGAAGACUCCCCCAAGAAAGCAGAAGCGGCAAGCUAACUCCACACCUGAGAAAACACCGAAUAGUGCAGAGAAGCGACAGGCUAUAUCCACAGAAGAGAAAAAACUGAAAAGUGAUGAACCAUCAUCCAAUGUGAUUCCUGAUCUACGAAAGGAAGCUAGAAAAACAGCUGAGGAAAGCUCGCGUAUAUAUGCAGGAAAAGAAAUACAUCCAUUUUUUUCAUCAUGGAAAAUUGGUAAGCGAAAAAAUGAGGCGAUCAAUUUGGAGAAAAAAUGGAGCACUUCUGAGAAAGAGGAAAAAACUCUUACUCUUGUCCCAAUCCAUGUAUUGGAGACAGUUGAGGAAGAUGCUUUCACCCCUGAUUGGCAGCAGUGGACAUUUUCUGAAAGAUGCCUUCUGAGUGACAGUUACAUUCUAGAACAUGGAUGCUCACCAAUUUAUGAAGGAUCUGUUAGCUCCCUGCAAUUUGAUACAUUUCGUAGUCUCUCUAAUCCAUUUAGGCCAUUGCCAUACCAAAAUGAGAUUUCUGUUGAUCAGCAUUCUGUUUCCCAAAAGGAAGUCUGUUUGGUAGAUUCUCCUGGGAAACAACAUUUGUUCCAUCCAACAUCUCCCAUCCUUUUGGCUGAAGAAAAAAUCCAGCAGGAGUGUUUUAAGAAUUCAGAGGACAAUGAAAUUGAAACACUCAGCUCAUUCCUGAAGAUUUCUGGCUGUGUAAGCUCAGAUACUGACAAGCAUGAUAGAUUUCUUGGAGGAGGGCUGAUACCUCAUAAUCAAAGUUUUCACAACCAACCUGAAAAUUGCCUAUGGACAGACAAAUACCAGCCUGAGAAGGCAGUGCAGGUGUGUGGUAAUGGUGUAUCAGUGAAAAUUUUGAGUGAGUGGCUGCAUUCUUGGCAUGAAAGAGGGUCUCAAAGAAGCAAAAGUUUCAGAUCUAAUGAUACAUUUAUUGAGCAAGAAGUUGGUGACGAUGAUUACCUAAGUGACUGUGAUUCAGACAAUGAGGAUACAGAAAAUCAUCUUAAGAAUGUUCUGUUGGUUACAGGACCAGUUGGGAGUGGGAAGUCUGCUGCCAUUUAUGCCUGUGCAAAAGAGCAGGGAUUUCAAGUCAUUGAGGUCAAUGCAUCAGAUUGGCGAAAUGGAGCUCUUGUUAAGCAGAUGGUUGGGGAGGCUUUGGAAUCACAAUGGCGUCAACGUACACAAAAAGAUACAGCAAAUGCAGAGGACAACACUCUACUAAGGUCCUUUUCAGCUGCUGUGACUGGGACUGAAGGGCCUAUGAGCGAAGUUAUUGAGCUGAUACCGAUACUAGAUGAUGAAGAUUCCCAAAAUGCCAGUGCAACACCCAGAAAGUUAAUUUGCAAGGACAGAACUAAUAGUCACGGUGACCUUAAUACCUUAGUCCUUUUUGAGGAUGUUGAUGCUGCUCUUUGUGAAGACCGUGGUUUUAUAUCUACCAUUCAACAACUUUCAGAAACUGCUAAGCGGCCAAUGAUAUUAACUAGCAAUAGCAACAAUCCUGUGCUUCCAAACAAUUUGGAUAGGCUAGAGUUGUGCUUUACAAUGCCAUCUUCGAAGGACCUCCUUGAACUUGCAAACACGGUCUGUAAUGCAGAAAAAGUUAUAAUGGACUCUUCAUUGGUAGAGGGAUUUGUCAAUCACUGUGAAGGAGACAUUCGCAAAACUAUCAUGCUACUCCAGUUCUGGUGUCAAGGUCAAACCUUUAGGAUAGGGAAUGAAAUCCCGACAUAUAGGCCACUUCAAUUUGAUAUAGAUGCUGGGCAUCUAAUGCUGCUGAAGUUAAUCCCCUGGAGUUUUCCUUGCCCUCUCUCUGUACUUGUUGAUGAAGAGAUUUCUAAAUCAAUGAGAGUGGCAGAAAAAAGCUUUACCUUAGGGGAUAUAGUUGAGGAAGACCAGUUGAAUGGCAGUAAUAUAUGGAAUAGUUCUAAAAAGUUUGUUGAAGAUCCAAGCAGUAUAAAUGCAAAAAAGGAAGCAAUGUUAACUUUGCAUGGUUCACUGCCGGAUGAAAAUGAGCUUACAGCCAAGUUUGAUAGUAAUACUGAAUGUUCUAAUUACUCUGGCUCCCCAGUUGCUUUCCAUCGUAGAAAUACCCGGAGAAAACUUGAUACUGUGUUUUCUGAUUCUGAUGAUGAGGAGUGUUUAAGCAGCAGAAACAUGAUAGAUUUAAACAAAGUCCCAUGUGAUAAUUGUGAUGAAGAAAAUGAAAUGAUGUGGAAUUCUCCAUCUGAUGUAUCGUCCACUAAAAUGGAUUGCAGUCUUUCAAGCGAGCCUCAUCAUUUUAAACCAAAAAGAUUGAAAAGAAAUUGUUGGGAGGCAGAUGAUUAUUCUCAUCCAAAUGGAAUGAGCAUAGCAUGUGAUUUGUCUUGUGUACCAGAGUCAUCAUUUGUUCCAGAAUCCAGGCUUAGUAGUGAGUCCUAUGUUGAUGUGAACUGUAAAGUUGAAGCUGAUUGUAUGAAUGAUUCACUGCCAAGUAUUCCCCGACUUGAGGAUGACAAUCUCGAAAAACCUGUUCUUGUAUCAUGUAAAAAUCGUGAAUUACUAGGUUGUAGUUCUGAUAUUAACACAAUGUCAGUUUGUGGUGAUGAAGCUAGUCAUUACAAUGUCCACCAAGGUGAAGAUUCUUCUGGAGGAUGUCAGUUGUUGGAUGAGUGUAGCCGCAUUGACUUCAAUUGGAGAUUUAUCACCUUAAGCAAUGAUAAACAUCAUAUGACCAAUUCUGUGCAAGAAACAUGGAGAAAACUCAGUAAGGGGCACAUGGACCUGAAACAGUAUGUCACCCCAGAUCAGAAAGAUGCUUCCAAGGUUCUUAGUAUUGGUUACAAAUUGAGUAAUUUAAUCUCGGAAGCUGAUUUAUUAUCUAAUGACUGUCAGCAGCUUAUAUAUGAUUCUUUGGAACCUUCUAUGAUACCAUGUGAUAAAUUAGAGUCGUAUAGCUGGCCAGACGAUCAAUUGCAUAUGUCAUCUAUAAUUGCUCAACAUGGGAUAUGCCUCUUUGCUAAAGAAAUUGCCAAUUUGGAGUUAGAUAAUGUAUCUGUAAAUCAAUUGGAUUUGGCAUCAGAGAUGUUAGCAUCAUCAGACAGUACAAUGGCUCUGGGAAAACGGGUUGGUCUUGACAGAAGAGAAAUCUUGACCACAGAACUAAGGCCACCAAAAAACUUCGAUUCUUCCAAAAGGAAGUUGGGCCCAGAUCCUGUGAAUCUACUUCAAUUGGCAGUUCCGUUGCGGUCACACCUUUCACUGAAAGGUGAUGCACUUCAUGAAUAUCUAUCUUCAUUCAGCCAGAUUUCAAGAUUAGAAGCCAACCGUUUGUCCAGCUGUGUUGGCAGGAGUAAACAAAGAAGGGCACGAGUGAAUCGACACUACUUGGCGUCUGGUGGAUGUUCAUUAUCAGAGGAAGACAUUUCAUUGCUGUGUCAAUACAAUUGCUAUCAUAAUGAUGAUUCAUCCAAGUUUAAUUUGCAAACAUCAUAGUUAAAGAAUGCUUACAGUUGUUUAUAUAGGAGGAGGAUAUUUGCUAACUUCACUUCAAAAGCUGUAUUUGUAGUGUCAACAUUGAAACAUGUUUCUAGAGGUUCUGCUUACUGAGAUAGGCAAUAAUAUUUCAUCCAGGGUUUAGGUUCCCUUUAGCUUCAAGUCCACUCUUAAGAGCUUAUUAGUGUAUAUAAUUAUUGGAAAUUUUACCAUUCUUUUUGGCUGACA
Ipomoea nil (Japanese morning glory) is the source of this 3879-nucleotide messenger RNA. RefSeq lists its product as uncharacterized. The transcript has 18 exons. The record is from RefSeq and is a predicted model, not a curated record. Gene Ontology annotation, molecular function: chromatin binding; ATP hydrolysis activity; ATP binding. The coding region runs from base 1 to 3651 and encodes 1216 amino acids. Gene Ontology annotation, biological process: DNA repair; mitotic DNA replication checkpoint signaling; DNA damage checkpoint signaling. Lineage: Eukaryota; Viridiplantae; Streptophyta; Magnoliopsida; Solanales; Convolvulaceae.